Messenger RNA from Psammomys obesus (fat sand rat), 4843 nucleotides. RefSeq names its product solute carrier family 30 member 1 (gene Slc30a1). The coding region runs from base 101 to 1600 and encodes 499 amino acids. Gene Ontology annotation, cellular component: membrane; Golgi apparatus; endoplasmic reticulum. Gene Ontology annotation, molecular function: calcium channel inhibitor activity; zinc ion transmembrane transporter activity. Lineage: Eukaryota; Metazoa; Chordata; Mammalia; Rodentia; Muridae. Gene Ontology annotation, biological process: detoxification of zinc ion; intracellular zinc ion homeostasis; zinc ion transmembrane transport. The transcript is spliced from 2 exons. The record is from RefSeq and is a predicted model, not a curated record.
CGCGCCCUCCGCCUCGCCCGCCCGGCCGAGCGCCGGCGCCUGAGUAGCUGCGGCCGGCGGUUUCCCCGGAGCGCCGCGCCCGCCCGCCCGCGCCGCCGCCAUGGGCUGCUGGGGCCGCAACCGCGGCCGGCUGCUGUGCAUGCUGCUGCUGACCUUCAUGUUCAUGGUGCUGGAGGUGGUGGUGAGCCGGGUGACCUCGUCGCUGGCCAUGCUGUCCGACUCCUUCCACAUGCUGUCGGACGUGCUGGCGCUCGUGGUGGCGCUGGUGGCCGAGCGCUUCGCCCGCCGGACCCACGCCACGCAGAAGAACACGUUCGGCUGGAUCCGCGCCGAGGUGAUGGGCGCGCUGGUGAACGCCAUCUUCCUCACGGGGCUGUGCUUCGCCAUCCUGCUGGAGGCCGUCGAGCGCUUCGUGGAGCCGCACGAGAUGCAGCAGCCGCUCGUCGUGCUGUGCGUCGGCGUGGCGGGGCUGCUGGUCAACGUGCUGGGGCUGUGCCUGUUCCACCACCACAGCGGCGACGGCCAGGGCGCGGGCCACGGCCACUCGCACGGCCACCUCGCCAAGGGCGCGCGUAAGGCGGCCCGCGCGGGGGCCGAGGCGGGCGCGCCGCCGGGCCGGGCGCCGGACCAGGAGGAGACCAACACGCUGGUGGCCAACACCAGCAACUCCAACGGGCUCAAGGCGGACCCGGCAGAGCCAGAGAAGUCCAGACACGAUGACCCCGUGGACGUACAAGUCAAUGGAACUCUGAUCCAGCAGCCCGAGCACCUGGACGUGGAAGACAACUCGGCCGGACAGCUGAACAUGAAGGGCGUGUUCGUGCACGUCCUUGGAGACGCUUUGGGCUCCGUGAUCGUGGUAGUGAAUGCCUUGCUCUUUUACUUUUUCUGGAAGGGCUGUUCUGAAGACAGUGUCUGUAUCAACCCAUGCUUUGCUGACCACUGCAGAUCGGGCCUGGAUAUAACGAACAGCACCCAGGCCCCAAUUCGGGAGGCCGGGCCGUGCUGGGUUCUCUACCUAGACCCAACUCUGUGUGUCAUCAUGGUCUGCAUACUCCUCUACACCACCUACCCGUUGCUUAAGGAGUCUGCUCUCAUUCUCCUCCAAACUGUUCCCAAGCAAAUCGAUAUCAAGCACCUGGUCAAAGAGCUCCGCGACGUGGAGGGGGUGGAGGAGGUCCACGAGCUGCACGUGUGGCAGCUGGCCGGAAGCAGAAUCAUCGCCACUGCGCACAUAAAGUGUGAGGACCCGGCCUCCUACAUGCAGGUGGCCAAAACCAUUAAGGACGUCUUUCACAAUCACGGAAUCCACGCCACUACCAUCCAGCCCGAGUUUGCUACCGUAGGCUCCAAAUCAAGCGUGGUCCCCUGUGAACUGGCCUGCAGGACGCAGUGCGCUCUGAAGCAGUGCUGCGGGACUCGGCCGCAGGCCCAUUCCGGAAAGGAUGCAGAGAAGGGCACGACCGUUAGCGUGUCUUGUUCAGAACCCAGUGACAACCUGGAGAAGAAGCCCAGGAGGACUAAAGCCGAAGGCAACCUUCCUGCAGUGGUGAUAGAGAUUAAAAACGUGCCAAAAAAGCAGCCCGAAUCAUCUUUGUGAGUCCUGAAAAAGAUGUGAUAUUUGACUUUUGCUUUUAAACAGCAAGAGAAAAUAGACUCCAUUGAAAUACUAAGUUUGCCAAGCAGUGUAAUUGACGUCCUUGUCUGUCGCACAGUUAAUUCUAUUUUUGUGAGAACGUAACAGGACUGCGUAGCAGUUCUGCGUUACAGACAGGAUUAUUGGUGUGUAGUGCAGCUAUGCUGUAAGCGUUUUGAAAGCCAGUUUUAACACUAUGUUACAUUUUUGUUUAAAGUAAGUACCUUAUACGACAUAAUGACAUUUGAUUCCUGGUUUUCCCAUGAUAAAAAUUAGGGGGUAAAUAAAAUUGUUACUGGAAUUUCUCUGCUUUUCUCCCCCCACCAGUUCUAUAGUAUUUGUUAGAAUUAUAAUUGCUAGGCCUUUAAAGUCACCAAGUUUGCUUCCUUUGAUGUUUUAGGGAGUUAGCUGCCCUUUGAGAUCAUAAACGGAGCAUAAUGGCAGCAUGUCUUCAGCGUGGCUCCUGACUGUUCAGCGGAAGUGACAUUAGUUUACUGUCCUGGAGUCUGCUGCCCAGCACUAGCCUAGUACGCUGUGAGGUGGUUCCCAAGAUGAAUUACAGUUUACACAGGGUAGAGCUUGCGGGGUAAGACAGGCAGGAAGACAGCAAAGAUGAUAUGGUAGCACCGAGGUCACAGCUCUUUGGCCUGCACACGGUUGCCAGCGUUGCCAGCUUUCAAAGGCUGGUGUUAGCAAUACUGAGCUAAAUUAAGGUUCUAAAUGCAGGAAUAUUUUUGAAAAUGCAGACUUAGUCUUGGCUUGUUAAGUGCAAACUAAUCUUAAAUUGUGUCUGAACUUUGACAGUGACCAGUCAGAGGGCUUGAACACCCUUGCACACAGCCACCGUUUGUUUGCUUUGUCAAGAGCCAGUGACUUGAAAGAAAGGAAUCGGAUAGCUCAUUCAAUUUGGAUAUUAUUUUAGAAAGCAAAAUGAACAAGAAAGAAGUCAUGUUAGGUGUUUAAGCCAUCCUGUCUUAACGUGCUCAGUUUUUCCUGUGCUUACUUUGCAAGAUACCGCACUUUGCACCCAGGAAGUCACCCAUGGCCUUUCCAUUGCCACAGAUUUCAAAUCCAGCCCAAACAUUGGAAGAUUUUUAAGUUUUAUUUUCCUUGUAAAGGUUAAUGCUUGGUGUAGGAAAUGUAGAUUUUUUGUCUUCAAAAGAGUGAUUAAUUCUUCUCAGUUAUGUAUAGCUCUAUUUUUCUAGGGACAAAGUACUCUGACUACUUCAAUAACUUUUAUAGCUGACUACUUUUGGGAACCAUAACUUGGGAUUUGAAAUAACUCAUUGCUUAAUAAUCUGAAAAUAGAAGUAUUCUAGGCCAACAGUUCCUUUUGAAGGGGUGGUCCCUGGUGUGGUGAGCCCGUUGCUGGCAGUGGGCCUGCUUAGAGCAGCGGGACCUUGUGAUGAGAUUGAACUCUGGGGACACAGUUUGUGAGUUCACACUUACUCCGCUGGGCCAGCCUCACCCUGCACAGUACUUCACUGGCGUGUGCUCACCUUGGUGGGUGAUUGCUUUGAAUUUUGCAAAAGCUUGCUUUUCUGUUUUCUUUAAACAUGACAGAUCUGAGCGAGCUACGGCUGUCUCAGUGACACCGUGCGGAAGGUUUCGGUGGCUUUCGCCGUGGCACAGCGAGGUCAGAGUGUGGCACCCAGUGCUGUCCUUCAGGACGCUCUAAGGGGGUCCGUGUCCACGGUGCCCGGGGAACUGGAAUGCGAGCUGUGUGGCUCCGUUUCUCAGAAGUACUUUAGGGUGGUGGUGGCCUUAGGUUAAGUGGUACCAUAGGCUUUUUUCAAAGGCGUUUGUCACAGCAGCGCUCAUGGCGCCAGCUCACCUGGGAGGUUUAGAGAAGUAUUUAUUUCUUUACAAUGCACUUUCUAACCCAUUUUAGCUAUAGUAGCAUUAUCUUUAAGAAAAAAACAUGUUUUUAUAUUUAAAUGUUGUGGGACUUGAGUGUCUUUUCCAAAAAUAGCUUAUUUCUUGAAAGAAAAGAAAGCGAGGAGCCACCUUGAUCUCUUCAGGACUAGGACUCUUCACUGCAUCAGCUCUAGGGGUGAGGCUUCUCUGCUGUCCGAUUUGAGCAGGUCAGUGUGGACCUGGCUGAUCAGAGCCAAGUGAGGUGCUCCCAAACUACACUCAACCAGGAACCCUUCCAAGCCGCGCGAGCCUUGGAACAUGGAACAACGGACUAGGCGCUUUUAACUGUAGAAGAAAUUCUUUUCUGGAGGGUAGCUACAUUGUAGAAGUCAGGCCAGAACAUGAGAAACAAGCUUCAAACUCUCUACUUCACAUUCAGAACACGUUGAAUAACUUUAUCCUAAGAUGUGCAGUUUGAACAGGAAGGGUUUCCAUCAGGUUCACUUUGGAGGGUCUUGGGAGGCUGUUUUUGUGUGUAUGCCGUGUCACCGUUCUGGUAUUUUGAGUUUCUGACAGUUUUGAGGGAAAAGAAAACUUAUGUCAAGUAUCUGGUAGGUGAACUGGCUCUGAAUGUUUUACAGGCAGAUCUUAUUUGACACUAAAUGUCCUCAGCCUGCUGUCUGAAGGUAGUCAUAGCAAAGGAGGGAUUCUACAGUAGAAAAUAUUUAUUUGGAUACUGCGUUUCAGCUAAGUGAUGACAGUGUUAAGAGGUCUGGGGAAGGUGGAAGGGUUUGUUGCCGCCUUUGUAAUUAACUGUCCUGGGCUUUGCAUAUAUACACAUGUCUGUAUGUAUGGUGGUCCUGUUUGGCUUUACUGACAAGCCCUGGGAGAUUUAGCAGUCAUCUUCACUGGCACGAGAGCCUUUUGUAUAUUAAUCAAUUUAAACUUUCAAACCAAAAAUAUUAAGGUUCGGUAUCUGGCAGACAGAUGCUGAGGCAAAUGUAACAUGGAGUUAAUAUGCGGGUCUGCCUUGAGACGGCGCAGUGGAGCGUCGUGUGCCUGGUUCUUCGCCAUGUUCUUGUGCUGGUUUUGUCUGCUGCCUGUCCUCUGGGCCAUCCGUGCGGUUGGCGCUCUCAUCCUGUUGACCGCGGAGCAGACAGAGCUCAGGUGCGGCAGCGGCUCCCAGCCUCUAUGUAUUCUGUGAGUGUAGUAUUUCCAAAGCUGUUCCUACCUCAUCAUGAGGCUUUAUGGAUUGUUAUGUAUUAUAGAUGUUCUAUAUGAGACAAGACUACUGUGUUCCUUCUCGUUUAUUAAAAGUUAAGUAGAAAAAUAAACUAAGUUUAAUAUCUA